AUGACUGUUCUUAUAAUACGUCUUCUUAUAAUUAAUGUUCGUAUAUUAUGUCUUCUUAUAAUGACUGUUCUUAUAAUACGUCUUCUUAUAAUUAAUGUUCGUAUAUUAUGUCUUCUUAUAAUGACUGUUCUUAUAAUACGUCUUCUUAUAAUUAAUGUUCGUAUAUUAUGUCUUCUUAUAAUGACUGUUCUUAUAAUACGUCUUCUUAUAAUUAAUGUUCGUAUAUUAUGUCUUCUUAUAAUGACUGUUCUUAUAAUACGUCUUCUUAUAAUUAAUGUUCGUAUAUUAUGUCUUCUUAUAAUGACUGUUCUUAUAAUACGUCUUCUUAUAAUUAAUGUUCGUAUAUUAUGUCUUCUUAUAAUGACUGUUCUUAUAAUACGUCUUCUUAUAAUUAAUGUUCGUAUAUUAUGUCUUCUUAUAAUGACUGUUCUUAUAAUACGUCUUCUUAUAAUUAAUGUUCGUAUAUUAUGUCUUCUUAUAAUGACUGUUCUUAUAAUACGUCUUCUCAUAAUUAAUGUUCAUAUUUCUUCUUCUUAUAAUUGUUCUUAUAAUACGUCUUCUUAUAAUGUUCUAUUCUUAUAA
Molecule: messenger RNA, 582 nt
Organism: Acanthosepion pharaonis
Lineage: Eukaryota; Metazoa; Mollusca; Cephalopoda; Sepiida; Sepiidae
Source: the annotation of a GenBank genome assembly